AUGGUACCACUGCCUCUCUUCAAGCUCGCCGCGCUGUUCGUGCGGCACGUGUCCAAGUAUGGCGCCAACCAAAUAAAAGCGCAAGCCCACGAGCACCCCAAGUUCCGCGCCUUCGCCGCCCGCUACGGCCAGUCCAUCCAUCAGCUCAACAUGCGUCUCAACGUUGCCCUCCUCCGGAACCCGAACGCCGAGCAGCGCGCAAAAGAAAAGGCGGAGGCUCCAACGGUCAAGACGAAGGAGCAAGUCGAGAAGGAGGAGGCGGCCAAGGCGCGGCAGGCCAAGCUCGAGGCCGAGAACCCCGACGCCGCGAAACGGAAACCCCUCGUUCCCCCGGCGUCGUCGGGAACCUCCUCGUCCACCUCAUCCUCCUCGGCUUCGGGAAGCGGCAGCAGCAGCACCGCCAGCGGUUCCGGCAGCACUAGCAGCUCAGCAAAGGAAAAGCCCAGGAGCAUCUGGCGCCGCAAGUUCCGUCCCCUCCCCGAGAACAAGGCCGUCGACCUAUUUGCCGAUGUCAUCGGCGACGCCUUCAUCCUCGGCGUCGCGAGCGCCAUCAUCGUCUACGAGUACUGGAAGGCAUCGCAGAAGCCCGACCAGAACGCCGAGCGCAUCCGCGUCCUCGACGAGAAGCUCGAGGAGCUGACGCGCCGGGAGCGCGAGCUGGCUGAGCGCGAGGAGGAACGCUCCCAGCGGUACCUCGCCAUGGAGGCCGCGCUGCGCGACCUGAGGGACCCCAAGACCAAGAAGCCGCUGCUGCCGAGCCUGCAGCUGCCGACACAAACGCAGUCCCCUACGCCAACGGCGGCAUGA
This is a messenger RNA of Colletotrichum spaethianum, 807 nucleotides long. RefSeq lists its product as uncharacterized. Gene Ontology annotation, cellular component: mitochondrion. The transcript has 2 exons. Gene Ontology annotation, biological process: regulation of lipid metabolic process. The record is from RefSeq and is a predicted model, not a curated record. The coding region runs from base 1 to 807 and encodes 268 amino acids. Lineage: Eukaryota; Fungi; Ascomycota; Sordariomycetes; Glomerellales; Glomerellaceae.